AUGGACAUCGUUAAGACCGCUCAGUUUACUAACGGCUUUCAGGUUAACAAGGUUCCAUACGCACGGCUGGAUGUUCUCGGCCGCGGUGGUUCCUCCAAGGUUUACCGUGUUUUGACCUCGGAUAGCAAGAUAUAUGCUCUCAAGAAAGUCACCCUUGGCGGCGCUGAUGACGAGACGCUCAACAGUUAUCAAAAUGAGAUUGCGCUGCUCAACCGACUGAACGGCAACGAUCGUAUCAUUCGCUUGAUCGACUCCGAAUCGAGCCGCAAGAAAGGCACUCUAGUCAUGGUUCUCGAGUGCGGAGAGGUUGAUAUGGCGAAAUUGCUUGAGGAGCGACGAGGUCAUCGGCUUCAGUUCCAAUGGGUUGAGACAUACUGGCAACAGAUGUUGGAAGCCGUUCAGGUUAUACAUGAAGCUGCGAUCGUGCACUCAGAUCUCAAGCCCGCCAACUUUGUUCUUGUGCGGGGGUCGCUGAAGCUGAUUGAUUUUGGUAUAGCCAAGGCUAUCCCUAACGAUACCACCAACAUCCAGCGCGAUGCUCAGAUUGGUACCGUCAACUACAUGAGUCCAGAGGCGAUCGAGGAUACCAACUUACAUAGCGGCGAAGGGAAGCGAUGCAUGAAGCUUGGCCGUCCAAGUGAUGUGUGGUCACUGGGCUGUAUCCUCUAUCAAAUGAUCUACGGUGCCCCGCCUUUCCAUCAUCUCUCAACUUUUCAAAAGAUGCGCGCCAUCCCGGAUCCCAACCACACAAUUGAUUUCCCGCCUGCUGCCGUGCCCAUGAGCUGUUUGCAGCGGACCCCCAAAGCGCGCAAAACCAUCCCCGAGAUUCUCGCAUCGCCGUGGUUGACAAAAUGGCAACGAUCGUCCUCACCGUCUGCUCAGGCCCCCAUGGCACCAAGUAGGGGACUCGUAUUGCGACCAAACGAGUUCGUUAUGACUGUUGCCCAUUUGGAAGAGGUACUUAAGCAAUCAUGUCGCUUCGGUUCCGAACAUGGAAUGUGCUCCGAAGACACUAUCAAACAAUGGCGAACUGUGAGCGUAUGA
Messenger RNA from Dacryopinax primogenitus, 1044 nucleotides. RefSeq names its product kinase-like protein. Bases 1 to 1044 code for a protein of 347 amino acids. The record is from RefSeq and is a predicted model, not a curated record. Gene Ontology annotation, cellular component: kinetochore; spindle; nucleus. Gene Ontology annotation, molecular function: protein serine/threonine kinase activity; ATP binding; protein serine/threonine/tyrosine kinase activity. Lineage: Eukaryota; Fungi; Basidiomycota; Dacrymycetes; Dacrymycetales; Dacrymycetaceae. Gene Ontology annotation, biological process: peptidyl-serine phosphorylation; meiotic spindle assembly checkpoint signaling; protein localization to kinetochore. The transcript has 3 exons.